Hyla sarda is the source of this 1936-nucleotide messenger RNA. RefSeq names its product sulfiredoxin 1 (gene SRXN1). Gene Ontology annotation, cellular component: cytoplasm. The record is from RefSeq and is a predicted model, not a curated record. NCBI's taxonomy places the organism in Eukaryota, Metazoa, Chordata, Amphibia, Anura, Hylidae. Gene Ontology annotation, molecular function: sulfiredoxin activity. The transcript is spliced from 2 exons. Gene Ontology annotation, biological process: cellular response to oxidative stress. Bases 25 to 456 code for a protein of 143 amino acids.
AAAACAGGAAGGAAGCUUACAUGCAUGUAUCGAGGGACGCUGUCAAUGAUCCUGAGUUGGAGAAGUGGGUACUUGGUCAAGAAUAUGGGUCAGGCUCGUAGGAUGAUGGCCGACGACAGCAUCCAGGAAAACCGGAGCAUUCAUUCCAAUAACAUCUCUGAAGUCCAUAACAUCCCUAUGAGGGUCCUGAUCAGACCCAUCCCAUCUGUCCUAGAGGAGCCUAAGGUGCAGAGUCUGAUGGAAACCAUUCAGGCGGAUGCAGACCUUGUGCCCCCCAUAGACGUUCUCUGGAUCAAAGGUCGGAAUGGAGGGGAUUACUACUAUUCCUUUGGGGGAUGUCAUCGCUAUGCAGCACACCAGAGGCUAAACAAAGAAACUAUUCCAGCCAAACUCAUCAAGUCUUCUGUCAGUGACCUACGCACUUACCUUGGUUCCAGCACUCCUGAUCUACUGUAAUAUUACUAUGGACAUUUUCACACAAAAAAAUGACUUAUCUGCAGCUCGUGGAGCUCAGGGCUUUUUGUAUUGAGGUUGCUCCAGUAUUAGGGUUCACUGAACACCCAGAGAAGAGUACUGAAAAUGAGGCACUGUCGCCGAUACAAACUCUUUUCCAAAUAUCAUAUAAUUCUCCAGCCAGUAGGGAGCGCUCUGUCCAACAUUUCAGGGAGGCCCUAUGACGACUGCACCCUCUUUUAUAGAUGUGUAUAGUGACUCCCUACUAGGGCUGGGCGGUAUACCGGUUCAUACCGAAUACCGACAUUUUUGUGCUGCACGAUAUGAAUUUUUCCAAUACCGCAAUACCGGUUUGGCCCCUCCCGCUCAGGAAUGAAUGUAUUAUCAGCCCAGCACUGCACUGUCCCCACAUUGGGGAACUAAUCCUAUGUGACCCCGUGAGCGCUGUUCUGCCCCAUCCGCAAUUAAUUAUCAGCCCAGCGCUGUCCUCAUCAGGGUACUACUCACAUGUCACCCGCAUGCGCUGCCCUCCUCGUCCUGUUUGUUGCGGCCCCCGGCGCUGACACUCUAUACCAGUGGUCCCCUAGCUGUGGACCUCCAGAUGUUGCAAAACUACAACUCCCAGUAUGCUGGACAGCUGGGAGUUGUAGUUUUGCAACAUCUGGAGGUCCGCAGCUUGGAGACCACUGCUCUAUACUGUGCGGUAUCCCUAUGCCCGGGCUGCAAAAAAUAAACAAAAUAAACUUUGACUCACCUCCCGUUGGUCCGGUACCGGCCUCACUUGUUUCCUGGGGAUGGGAACGUCGGACAGCCGUCAGCCUAUCACCAGCCGCAGCGAUGUUCUGCCUCGGCCGGUGAUAGGCUGAGCCCACUGUCAUGUAAGGACCUCUGGCCGGCUUCUUACAUGACAGUGGGCUCAGCCUAUCACCGACCGAGGCGGAACAUCACUGCGGCCGGUGAUAGGCUGACAGCUCUCCAACGUUCCCGUCCACAGCAUAAGGCCGACGUAGGUACGUUAAAGUUUAUUUUGUUUACCUUCUGCAGCCCGGGCAUAGGGAUACCGCACAGUAUAGCGUGCCAGCACCGGCGGCCGCAACAAAUAGGAUGAGGAGGGCAACGCUUGCCGGUAACAUGUGAGUAUUUACCCCGAUGGGGAUGUGGGCUGAUAAUUAAUAUGGGGGGGGGGGGGGAUACCGUUAUAUACCGUGGAACCGCCAAAAUUUUUAAAAAUACCAUGAUACACAUUUGGUCAUACCACCCAGCCCUACUGAACUCCAAUGCCCUGAGAAUAUUUCCAGCUAUGCCUUAUAAAGAUCAGACUGCAGAAACAAUGCCAAGUACAGACUGACAAAAAUAUUUUUCAGUCUAAAAAUAUUUUGUGAAUAGUUUGGCAGACAUAUUUAUUAAAGAGAGAAGAUGCUAAAUGUAGGUAAUUGAAAACUUUACAAUGUACGAAAAUGAUAUUUUAUUAAAAAUAAGCUUC